GCCGAGAAUGGGAGUUGAGCGCACAGACUGAGCCCCGCACCGAUCUCCUCUCCGCUCUCUUCGCCUCGCUCUCGUGGCCUGUCCACCCCAUCCAUCAUCCCGCCGGCCACCACUAAGAACACCUUCCACUAUGGCCACCUCAGCAAGUUCCCACCUGAACAAAAGCAUCAAGCAAAUGUACAUGUCCCUGCCUCAGGGUGAGAAAGUUCAGGCCAUGUAUAUCUGGGUUGAUGGGACCGGCGAAGGGCUGCGCUGCAAGACCCGCACCCUGGACUGCGAGCCCAAGUGUGUAGAAGAAUUACCCGAGUGGAAUUUCGAUGGCUCUAGUACCUUUCAGUCUGAGGGCUCCAACAGUGACAUGUAUCUCAGGCCGGUCGCCAUGUUCCGGGACCCCUUUCGCAAAGAGCCCAACAAGUUGGUGUUCUGUGAAGUUUUCAAGUACAACCGGAAGCCUGCAGAGACCAAUCUAAGACACACCUGUAAACGGAUAAUGGACAUGGUGAGCAACCAGCACCCCUGGUUUGGAAUGGAGCAGGAAUAUACUCUCAUGGGAACAGACGGACACCCCUUUGGUUGGCCUUCCAAUGGCUUCCCUGGGCCCCAAGGUCCAUACUACUGUGGUGUGGGAGCAGACAAAGCCUAUGGCAGGGACAUCGUGGAGGCUCACUACCGGGCCUGCUUGUAUGCUGGAGUCAAGAUUACAGGAACAAAUGCCGAGGUCAUGCCUGCCCAGUGGGAAUUCCAAAUAGGACCCUGUGAAGGAAUCCGCAUGGGAGAUCAUCUCUGGGUGGCCCGUUUCAUCUUGCAUCGUGUAUGUGAAGACUUCGGGGUGAUAGCAACCUUUGAUCCCAAGCCCAUCCCUGGGAACUGGAACGGUGCCGGCUGCCAUACCAACUUUAGCACCAAGGCCAUGCGGGAGGAGAACGGUCUGAAGUACAUCGAGGAGGCCAUUGAGAAACUAAGCAAGCGGCACCAGUACCACAUUCGCGCCUACGAUCCCAAGGGGGGCCUGGACAAUGCCCGGCGCCUGACUGGAUUCCAUGAAACCUCCAACAUCAACGACUUUUCUGCUGGCGUUGCCAACCGCAGUGCCAGCAUCCGCAUUCCCCGGACUGUCGGCCAGGAGAAGAGGGGCUACUUUGAAGACCGUCGCCCUUCUGCCAAUUGUGACCCCUUUGCUGUGACAGAGGCCAUCGUCCGCACUUGCCUUCUCAACGAGACUGGCGAUGAGCCGUUCCAAUACAAGAACUAAGUGGACUAGGCUUUGAGUGAUGCUGAGCCCUUCCUAAUCAUCCCAUUCCAACUCUUUCCUGUCCCAGCUCUGCCCCCACUGUAACUCAAAGGAUGGACUAUCAAGGUCUUUUUAUUCCUCAUGCCCAGUUAAUCUUGCUUUCAUUGGUCAGAAUAGAGGGGUCAAGUUCUUAAUCUCUCCACACCCAACCCUCAUCUUUUUUUUCUAUCUAGCUUUUUAGUGGGGAUGGGGGGUAACCACUGCUUCAUCUCAUCAGGAAUGCAUGUCCAGUAGGCAUAGCUGUCACAGAGCGGGUAUAUUUGUGCGAGGAGGAAUUUUUCUUCGGGAUAGUUCCACUGCUUGGAUUGACGAUCUCUGUUGGUAGAGAGCUGUUAGUUCUUCAGGUAAAACUGACUUUCUGUUCCCAGUAGAAGUUAGGUGAGGAGCAGUUGGAGGGUGCUCCCUUGUACCAUGUUUCCCUUGCUUGGGGGAAUUUAUGCCCUCCAUGGAGACAGCUUAGUGUGUCGCCUGAUGGACAGCCCUGCUGUAACAGAAGAAAAGGUUCUUAGUUCUUGGUCCUCCAUUUAUAACAAAGAGCAGAGUAGUAUUUUUAUAUUUAAAUGUAAAAACAAAAAAGUUAUAUAUAUGGAUGUGUGGAUAUAUGUGUUUUUCUAAUUGAGAAAACCACCCUCAUCCCUGGGUUUGCCAAGUUUAAGGGAAGAGCUUGGUUGGAAGGAAGGAUCUCUUGAGCAGGGAUGGGGAUGAAGUACCAGAAAUGCUGGUUAUCUGGGGCUCAGCUUCUUCAUUACUACGUAGGGUUUCCCUGCCCACUCUGCAGGAGCAGAUGCUGGACAGGUAGCAGGUGGGAUGCCAGUGUUUGCCACCACCUGAUCCCAUGCUUAGACUAAGAUGCAUAUGUGUCCACACACGAGUUAGAGGUAUGAGUUGGCUGGUCAACUUGAACAUUGUUACUGACGGGGGGUGGGUGGGGAUUAUUUCUCGGUGGGACUAGCAUGUCACUAAAGCAGGCCUUUUGAUAUAUUAAAUUUUGUAAAGCAAAACAAGUUCAGCUUCUAAUCAACUCUGUAGGGUAGGGUUUCUAACUUUGCAGAACUGCCUGUUUGCGUCAAUGUCUCCUUCCAGUUUGCUCUGGGAGGAACUGAGGACAGGCCUGGAGUUAAAACAUUUGUCGUGUUGUAUCCUAGUGUCUCGUCUCCCAGCAGAAUAUUCCUUCCCUCCUUAGGAAUCCUAUGGAGUUCUGUUUUUUCCUUUUAUAAUAAACACACCCCACCUCCACCCCAGCUUGCCCUGCUGUGCUCUGGUUGCUUGUGUGCCGUCCGCAGCAGGCUGGCUGCCUGUGGUUUUCUCUUGCCGUGACGACUUCUAAUUGCCAUGUACAGUAUGUUCAGUUAGAUAACUCCUCAUUGUAAACAGGCUGUUGCUGCCAGAGCAGUACUUAUAAAUCAACCUAACGUUUAUAA
Molecule: messenger RNA, 2712 nt
Organism: Chionomys nivalis (European snow vole)
Lineage: Eukaryota; Metazoa; Chordata; Mammalia; Rodentia; Cricetidae
Gene: Glul
Product: glutamate-ammonia ligase
Exons: 7
Coding region: 131-1252 (373 amino acids)
Cellular component (GO): cytoplasm
Molecular function (GO): glutamine synthetase activity
Source: RefSeq, a predicted model, not a curated record